Molecule: messenger RNA, 963 nt
Organism: Juglans regia (Persian walnut)
Lineage: Eukaryota; Viridiplantae; Streptophyta; Magnoliopsida; Fagales; Juglandaceae
Product: cytochrome P450 93A3-like
Exons: 2
Coding region: 1-963 (320 amino acids)
Molecular function (GO): monooxygenase activity; heme binding; oxidoreductase activity, acting on paired donors, with incorporation or reduction of molecular oxygen
Source: RefSeq, a predicted model, not a curated record
AUGCAGGUUCUGCGAUGGGAUGGUGGAGGUCCUAUGCUGGCAACGAGAGAUAGCUCAACUCUCACUGUUUUGAUCGGUACAUUUGCGGUGUUAUGGUUGCUAUGGGCCAUCAAGAAACAAAGAAAGGCUGCAGUACAUCCAUUGCCACCAGGUCCCCGUGGCUUGCCAAUAGUCGGGUACCUUCCAUUUGUUGGUACAGAACUUCAUACGAAAUUUCAUCAACUGUGUGGGAUCUAUGGCCCCAUCUAUAAGGUUUGGCUUGGAAAUAAAUUGUCCAUUGUGAUUAGCUCACCCUCGCUAGUUAAAGAAGUUGUUCGUGACCAAGACGCAAUAUUUUCCAACCGUGAUACUAACAUAGUUGGACGUACUAUCACAUAUGGGGGAGCCGAUAUUGCUCUUUCCUUGAAUUGUCCUAACUGGAAGAUGUUGCGGAAGAUAUUUGUGAGAGAGAUGUUAAGUCCAACAAAUCUUGAUAUUACCUUGGCUUUACGGAGAGAAGAGGUAAGGAAGACUAUUAGAAAUGUGUACGACAAAAAAGGCACCCAUAUAGAUUUAGGGGACCUGGCGUUUAUAACGGUGAUGAAUGCCAUUAUGAACAUGCUGUGGGGUGGCACGUUACGUGGAGAGGAAGGGGCUAAGUUUGGAGCAGAGUUUAAGCAUAUCUUUGCGGAAUUAGUGAUGAUUCUCGGAAAACCAAAUGUUUCGGACCUUUUCCCGGCUUUAGCAAGGUUUGAUUUACAAGGGAUCAGAAGGAAAGCAAAGAGAAUUUCUGAAACCAUUGAUCGAGUACUUGAUUAUGCCAUUGACAAACAGAUCAAGAGUUUGGCCAAAGCCAAAGAAGAGGGAACGACAAAGACAGAACAAAAGGACUUUUUGCAAGUUCUCUUGGAACUAAGUGAGCAGGACGACGGUGCACCAUCAAUGAUCAUGACCCAAAUCAAGGCAUUGGUGUUUUUGAGCUGA